This is a messenger RNA of Plodia interpunctella (Indianmeal moth), 1797 nucleotides long. RefSeq names its product kynurenine aminotransferase-like. Lineage: Eukaryota; Metazoa; Arthropoda; Insecta; Lepidoptera; Pyralidae. Gene Ontology annotation, cellular component: mitochondrion; cytoplasm. The transcript is spliced from 10 exons. The coding region runs from base 222 to 1496 and encodes 424 amino acids. The record is from RefSeq and is a predicted model, not a curated record. Gene Ontology annotation, biological process: biosynthetic process. Gene Ontology annotation, molecular function: L-kynurenine:2-oxoglutarate transaminase activity; pyridoxal phosphate binding.
CGCCUAGUGUGAAGUUAGCUCGUUAUAAAUGACAGAACUUGAGAACUAUAAUUUAUUUGUAAUUUUUUUUUUGAAGUUUCACUAAAAUUAAAACGAUCCUCGCAUAUUCAACAACUUGACAUAAUAAAGUGACGAAUAUACGAGUAUUCUGUGGUAUUGUGGAAGGGCACACUGCUAAACAAGUUAAUUUAAAGUCAUUUUCGACAUCUAAAAUACAGAAAAUGAGUGACAAAACUGACAAAUUUCGACUGCCUGCCCGGUACGGGACCGGCGAGAAGAGUGUUUGGGUUGAAUACAUCCAAAUGGUAGCAGAAAUCAAGCCGAAACUGAACCUUGGCCAAGGGUUUCCAGACUACCACCCGCCGAGCUACAUCCCUGAUACCUUGGCUGACGUCACCAAGUCAGAUAAUCCUUUAUUGAACCAAUAUACCAGAGGAUUUGGUCAUCCGAGACUGGUGCAAAACUUAGCUAAACUGUAUUCGCCAUUGAUCGGAAGACAGAUAGACCCAAUGAAUGAGAUCCUGGUCACAGCUGGUGCAUACGGCUCCCUAUACUCUGCCAUUUUAGGUCACGUGGAAGAUGGAGACGAGGUGAUAGUCAUUGAACCAUUCUUCGAUUGCUACGAAGCUAUGAUAAAAUGUGCAGGUGGCAUUCCUAAGUUUAUUCCUUUAAAACCUAAUAAUGUAUCCGCAAACAUGACUGCAGCAGACUGGGUACUUGACGAUAAAGAACUGGAGUCUCUUUUCAAUGACCGUACAAAGAUGUUCAUUCUGAACACCCCCCACAAUCCCCUGGGGAAGGUGUUCACCAGAGAGGAGUUGGAGAAGAUAGCGAACUUGUGCAAGAAGUACAACGUGCUGUGUGUCUCGGAUGAGGUAUACGAGUGGAUGGUGUUCGAGCCUUUUAAACAUAUAAGAAUAGGUACGCUUCCUGGCAUGUGGGAGCGCACCAUCACAAUCGGAUCAGCCGGGAAGACAUUCUCCGUGACCGGUUGGAAGGUUGGCUGGGCGUACGGACCCGCAAAACUGAUGAAGAACUUACAAGUUGUCCACCAGAACUGUAUUUAUACACACUGCACACCCGUCCAGGAAGCAGUCGCUCGCUCCAUAGAAUUCGAACUGUCAAGAUGGAACACACCUGAAUGCUAUAUGUUUGCCAUAGCCAAGGAGUUGUCAGCGAAGCGAGAUGUACUGAACCGUAUUCUGAAAGACAACGGGUUUAUAACUACACCACCUGAUGGUGGCUACUUCAUCAUAGCUGAUUGGACUAAAUUAGGAAAGAAAUUAGAUCUAAGUUCCGAACCUGAUAAGUAUAGAGACUACAAAUUCACAAAGAAAUUUGCAAAAGAAGCGAGCAUCGUCACGAUUCCACUGUCGGCAUUCUAUUCCGAGGAACAUAAGCAUUUCGGAGAAGACUACGCCAGAUUUUGUUUUAUAAAGAAAGACGAAAACUUAGUGUUAGCUGAAACACUUCUUCAAGCAUGGCAACGACGCUGACUGCAAUAAUUAGGUACCUAAGUACUUAUAUUAUUUUUGAUAAGUAUGAUUCAGACAAUACAACGGCUCGAUUUGAGAUACCAAAAAGAGGCAGCAUUAUAAUAUGUCUUUGUGUGUAUCUUAAUUCCUAAAACUAUAACGUUUUAUUUUUGUUUGGUUAUAAAUUGGGGCUAUGAAUAAAGAAAAAUCAUCUCAUACUAAUUUGGUGCCUACAAAAACUAUGUCUUCUUCUCUGAAGCUACAAUGAAGCGUACCGUAUUCAUAAGCAAUUAAGAAAUAAAUUAUUUAUAUCUUCAUCAAA